AUGCGGCGAUACGGAUUGUGGUUUCGAUUGCGGAAGAUAAUAAUCUGGUUGCUGGGAGUGUACAUAGCCAUUCCAUUUCUAGUCAAACUUUGCCCUGCUAUUCAGGCAAAGCUGGUCUUCCUAAACUUUGUGAGGAUCCCUUAUUUCAUUGACUUGAAAAGACCACAGGAUCAAGGUUUAAACCACACCUGUAAUUAUUACCUGCAGCCAGAGGAGGAUGUAACCAUUGGAGUCUGGCACACAGUCCCUGCAGCCUUGUGGAAGAAUGCCCGAGGGAAGGACCAGUUGUGGUUUGAAGAUGCUUUGGGUUCCAGCCAUCCUGUAAUCCUUUACUUGCAUGGCAACGCGGGAACAAGAGGAGGGGAUCACCGUGUGGAACUUUACAAGGUUCUCAGCUCCCUUGGGUACCACGUGGUGACAUUUGAUUAUCGAGGCUGGGGCGAUUCAAUAGGCAGCCCAUCAGAGAGAGGAAUGACCUACGAUGCCCUUCAUGUCUUCGACUGGAUAAAAGCAAGAAGCGGCGACAACCCCGUCUAUAUAUGGGGACACUCCUUGGGCACGGGGGUCGCAACAAAUCUAGUGAGGCGCCUUUGUGAGAGAGAAACGCCUCCAGAUGCCCUGAUACUGGAAUCUCCAUUCACCAACAUACGGGAGGAGGCACGGAGUCACCCUUUUUCUGUGAUAUACAGAUACUUCCCUGGAUUUGACUGGUUCUUCCUUGACCCCAUCACGACAAGUGGAAUUAAAUUUGCAAACGAUGAGAAUGUGAAAUACAUUUCCUGCUCCCUGCUUAUCCUUCAUGCUGAGGAUGACCCGGUGGUACCAUUUCAUCUGGGAAAGAAGCUCUACAACAUCGCUGCGACGUCACGGAGUUUCCGAGACUACAAGGUGCAGUUUGUUCCGUUCCACACAGACCUGGGCUACAGGCACAAGUACAUCUACAGGAGUCCAGAGCUACCUCGAAUAUUGCGGGAAUUCCUGGGAAAAUCUGAACAUGAGCAUCAUCACUGAAGACUGGCUGCUUGGCAGCACAGAGAUUUUCCUUUCUUUCCUUCCUCUUUCUCCUUUUCCUCCCCCUUCCCUUUGGUUCAGUCUGCAAUUCUUCCAUCCCUGGCACUAGAGGAGGUCAGGGAUUCCCACUGCAGUCCUGAUGUGUACCCUCAACAACUCCAGCUCCCAGCAUCAGUGUCCAUGAUGGUAGAAGAAAGAAGUACGUUGGCUUCUUUUUUUGGCAGGAUGGAGGGGUGAUAACAGCCCAGGAGCCAGUACCAAACCAUGAAAAAUGUAAGCACAACAAAGCCUGGCCAAUCCAGCCUUUUACUGCUGAGGACAGACAUUCCUAGGACAUGUGUCAUGACCAAGAGUGUUUCUUUCCGAUUCUAAACACUGCUGCUGUUUUUUGGAUCAUGUAGAGACUCAUUCAUAGGCAAAUGGCUUUUGCUGUGUCUCCAUACCACAGUUGUCUUGCUUGAGUUUGAAGUGUUCUCCUUCUAGGAAAUACUUGUUUUGCCUUUCCUUUU
Molecule: messenger RNA, 1520 nt
Organism: Chaetura pelagica (chimney swift)
Lineage: Eukaryota; Metazoa; Chordata; Aves; Apodiformes; Apodidae
Gene: ABHD12
Product: abhydrolase domain containing 12
Exons: 13
Coding region: 1-1011 (336 amino acids)
Biological process (GO): monoacylglycerol catabolic process; phosphatidylserine catabolic process
Cellular component (GO): endoplasmic reticulum membrane
Molecular function (GO): phosphatidylcholine lysophospholipase A1 activity; monoacylglycerol lipase activity
Source: RefSeq, a predicted model, not a curated record